Molecule: messenger RNA, 1393 nt
Organism: Chiloscyllium plagiosum (whitespotted bambooshark)
Lineage: Eukaryota; Metazoa; Chordata; Chondrichthyes; Orectolobiformes; Hemiscylliidae
Biological process (GO): regulation of transcription by RNA polymerase II
Molecular function (GO): RNA polymerase II cis-regulatory region sequence-specific DNA binding; DNA-binding transcription factor activity
Source: RefSeq, a predicted model, not a curated record
AUUGAUAAACCUUCACAAAAUUCACAACAGGGAGAGAUUGUAAACGUGUUGUGUGUGUGUGUGUGUGGCCAAGGCAUCAACUCAUCAUCCAGUCUGGAGAGAGAGGAGAACACCAGCUCCACGGAAAAACCGUGGAAAUGCGGGGACUGUGGAAAGGGGUUCAGCUCCCCAUCAAAGCUGGAAACCCAUCGACGCAGUCACACCGGGGAGAGACCAUUCACCUGCUCCGAGUGCGGGAAGGGAUUCACUCAUUCCUCCAACCUGCUGAGACACCGGCGGGUUCACACACAGCAGAUUUCACUCAUCUGCUCGUUGUGCGGCAAAGUAUUCAGUCACUCCUCAAGCCUUCUGAGACACCAGCAAAUUCACACCGGAGAGAGGCCAUUCACCUGCUCUGAGUGCGGAAAGGGGUUCACACAGUCAUCCUACCUGCUGACACACCAGCGCAUUCACACAAGGGAGAGUCUUUUUAUCUGUUCCUUCUGUGGGGACGGAUUUAAUCGACUGUCCAGAUUUCUGAAACACCAGCGGAUCCACACUGGGGCCAGCCCAUUCACCUGCUCUGUCUGCGGAAAGGGAUUUAUUCGGCCAUCAAAACUACUCACACACCAGUAUAUUCACACCGGGGAGAGGCCAUUCACCUGCUCCAUAUGCGGCAAGGGAUUCACGAAUUCAUCUGACCUGCUGACCCACCAGCGCGUUCACACAGGAGAGAGGCCGUUCACCUGCUCUGCAUGCGGCAAGGGAUUUACUCGAUCAUCCCACCUUCUGACACAUCAACUUGUUCACACUGAUCAGAGACCUUUUCAAUGCUCUGACUGUGAGAAGACCUUUAAAAGUCGAAGGAAUCUGCUGACACACCAACGGGUUCACACCGGGGAGAGACCGUUCACUUGCCCUAUCUGUGGGAAGGGAUUCACUCAGUCAUCCUCUUGUCUGACACACCAGCGAAUUCACAAGUGAUUGCAAGGGUUUGUUCCUGCUGUUAUUAAUUGUGUUCAUCAUUGGGGCUUAUUUCGACUGACAUUAAUAAACCAUAGCAGAUUGCUAUUUAACAUGCUGGAGAAAUGCCACAUAGCAGAUUCGUUCUAAAUAUAUUAUUGUAGAGACCUAACUAUCCCUGAACUUUCCACUGAGUGUUUGACAUAAUCUGACUGGAGCUCAGAAAGGACAGGCUUGUCGGGAGAAGGUCAUAUGGCAGGAACAAAGCAGUCCUUCAGGGUUACAUUGAGAGGGCAAAUGGCACUUUGCUGUCAAUGAUGAGAGAUGAGAAAGACCAAAGGGUCAAUCUUGAGGUGUGCUCCAGCUACUGUUAUAGCAUCAUAGAAUCUCUACAGUAUGCAAACAGGCUGUUCAGCCCAACAAGUCCACCCAAACCCCUACCAUAUCACUC